CGGAGGUCUCCGCAGCCGCUCCCUCCCCGCGCGUGGCUCCGCGGCGCGCUCCCGCCGCUGCCAGCCGGCCUCGAUCACCCCCUGCGCUUCUGGCGGCGCCUCCUGCCGCGGCGCACAGCGGUCAAGUCGGUCGGCCGCGCCCACGAGGGGGGAGCCCGACGCGGCCGUGGUGCAGCGGGCGCCGCUGUGGCCCAAGAACGGCGCCAAGCACGCCGGAGGGCCAGCAGCCGCCGCGGUCGAAGCGGAGACGGCGGCGCCGUGGGCGAAGGCGUCCUACGCCGGGGGGCUCGUGCGCCCGAAGAGCUCCCUGGACUCCCGGGCGCUGCGAGGCGGGGCAGCCCACCCGGGAGCGCCCCGGCCGCCCCCGGGGCCCCCGCCCGGGCGCGCCGCCCGAGCACAGACCGCGCCGCGGCCGCCCGAGACAUCGGGCGCCCCGUAGCUCUAAG
This is a messenger RNA of Prorocentrum cordatum, 446 nucleotides long. NCBI's taxonomy places the organism in Eukaryota, Dinophyceae, Prorocentrales, Prorocentraceae. The record is from the annotation of a GenBank genome assembly.